GCCGCGACUUCACAUUGCAUCUCGGCGUGUUACGUGGAGUUGUGCGGUCCUUGACUCAAUCGCACUCGUUCUGAAUCAUGCCGCCUUUCACCACACGCGCUGCGCUCUUGCGCUCCGCCAAACACACCACAGGCCCCGCACAGCGCGCCCUAGUCACCGUACCUCGUCCCGUACCCCGACUCGUGCCUCGACCGCCGCAGUGCCGCUUCUCCAGUACGCAAGCAUCCGCGACCGAGGAAUCGUCUCCCAGAUGGCUUUCCGAUGUCCGGGCACGGAUCGGCAAAUGUAUAAUGUUUGGCAUCAACGAUGAGCAGACGAGCGAGGCGGGGUCGAUACUGCGGGAAGUGGCGCACGACUGGCGAGAGCUGCUUGCUGGGAGUCAAGGGUUCCUGACGGGGCAGGACUACAGGGGCUUGUAUAGACAGGAGGUGGUUUGGGGAGAGAUGGAUAGUAUGGGACAUGUCAACAAUGUCAUGUACAACCGGUACGCAGAGUCGGCGCGCGUCAACUGGACGCUCAAUUUCGCUUCAAUGGAUCUGGCGCACAGGAAGGAAUGGCUGGAGCUGAUGUCACCCAAGAGCAUUGGACUGAUACUGAGGAGUAUCAAGACAGACUACAAGUUUCCCAUGAAGUGGCCCGACAGGAUAACUGUUCUGCACAAGCUCAGAAACAAGCCGGAGCAAGGUACCGACCACUUUAUCCUGGACGUCCUGAUCUUGUCAGAAGCGCACCGUCGUGCAGCAGCACGCUGCGUUGAGGAUAUUGUUGUCUACGACUACAGGACCGCGAAGAAGUCUCCAUUGCCGCCGUUCAUGAUUAGCAGAUUCAAGCAGACGUUUGCGCUGCAAGAGGAAGCAAAGGAGAAGAACAGCGCCAGGGUAAGGACACUGCUAGACCGAGUACGGAAGCUUGAGAAGAGCAGCUGGGAUAGGCUGGAUGCCGUGGAGGACUUCGGCAGCGCAGGAAAGCCGUGAACAGCAACCCGCAGGCAGAGCCUUGGAUUCUUCAAACCACUAAUUAAUAACGUGCAUGGA
Messenger RNA from Didymella exigua CBS 183.55, 1034 nucleotides. Its product is annotated as Thioesterase/thiol ester dehydrase-isomerase. The record is from RefSeq and is a predicted model, not a curated record. The transcript is spliced from 5 exons. Gene Ontology annotation, molecular function: fatty acyl-CoA hydrolase activity. The coding region runs from base 78 to 974 and encodes 298 amino acids. NCBI's taxonomy places the organism in Eukaryota, Fungi, Ascomycota, Dothideomycetes, Pleosporales, Didymellaceae.